AUGUCCAGCGGUAUUCGCUGCUUCGCAGGCGUUGGGUCUCUAUUAGUCUUCUGCUAUGCAGCGUCGAGAACCAAUAUUGAGACGGAAUACUGGAAAAAGAGGUUGAUGGAUAUGUCCUCCGUAUGGACGUUCCAGUCAAUAAAGAGCACGGAUUUGAAACGAGCCCAGAACGCUGACCUCAUUCGUUACCUGCGAGAAUGGUUUCAAAGCAUCAAUUCCAAACUCCAAGAUAUGCCAGCCUUGAUUAGACCCUGGGUGGGCCUCGCCUUCGUCUCUGUGCUUCAACCAUAUGCGGACGCAUCAGAGGGCAAACGACUUUGCUGGAAAAUAUGUCUCCUUAAUGCAGGUGUCUACCUUGCUUGGAAGAUUCGUAAAUGGAGGCCCGCAAUGAACGUGCGAUUUAUGCACAAUCCUCUCUCGGGCCUCUCUUACACCCUUCUGACUAGCAUGUUCAGUCACCAGAGCUUCCUUCACUUACUGUUUAACUGUCUUGCUCUCGAGAGCUUCGGUUCCGCCGCGUAUUAUUACUUGAUGCGAGAACAAGAGAAGUCCCAGCCACCCAUGCUAGAAUCCACCGGCGCUUUCCACUUCCUGGCGUUCUUCAUCUCAGCUGGAUUAUUCUCCGGCCUCGUCUCACACGUUGCCUCUGUCAAGUUCCUGUACCCACGGAUGGUCGCUCAGCUCACGGCGACUGGAAGAGCAACGUCGAAACCUGAUACUUGGGCUGCAGCAGUUGCAGCGACUACUAAAACCGCGUCAUCGGCUGCAGCGAAUACUGCCGCUAAAGAAGUGCCGCGCAUCUUGCCCAGCCUUGGUGCUUCUGGUGCCGUGUGGGCAACACUUACUAUGACUGCACUCGCCUUCCCUGACUCUCAAGUCGCCUUGUUCAUCCCACCCUCGUAUCCCAUCAAUAUCCAAACCGCUGUUUCAGGUCUCGUUCUAUUUGAUAUGAUCGGUAUUCUGAGAGGAUGGAGAAUGUUCGAUCACUGGGCGCAUCUGGGAGGGGCUGCGUUUGGUGUUGCGUACUAUGCAUACGGCCCUGAUUUCUGGCACAGGCUGAGGAGAACCUUCGCCAUCGACCCGGCGUCCAUCCCUACUUCGUAGUUCCCGCCCAGUAUCCAAUGGAUUAUUCGAUGUAUCAUAAUCGCCGCUCAUAAUCAGCAUUGUUGACAUAGAC
Messenger RNA from Coprinopsis cinerea okayama7#130, 1177 nucleotides. RefSeq lists its product as hypothetical. Gene Ontology annotation, molecular function: serine-type endopeptidase activity. Gene Ontology annotation, cellular component: membrane. Lineage: Eukaryota; Fungi; Basidiomycota; Agaricomycetes; Agaricales; Psathyrellaceae. The coding region runs from base 1 to 1104 and encodes 367 amino acids. The transcript is spliced from 7 exons. The record is from RefSeq and is a predicted model, not a curated record.